UUAAUUCUUAAUCACACAAGUAUUAGUUCUUAUGGUUUUAGUUAUGGAUCAUGAAGAGAGUAACAACGUAGAAAGGUUCGACGACGUAGUUUUGCCAGGGUUUAGGUUUCAUCCUACAGAUGAAGAACUCGUAAGUUUCUACCUGAAACGGAAGGUUCUACACAAAUCUCUUCCCUUUGAACUCAUCAAGAAAGUUGACAUUUACAAAUACGAUCCAUGGGACCUCCCAAAGCUUGCGGCCAUGGGGGAGAAAGAGUGGUACUUUUACUGUCCAAGAGACAGGAAAUACCGAAACAGCACGAGACCUAACCGAGUAACCGGAGGUGGAUUCUGGAAAGCAACCGGAACAGACCGACCUAUAUACUCAUCAGACUCGACCCGGUGCAUCGGGUUAAAGAAGUCACUUGUGUUCUACCGUGGCCGAGCUGCUAAAGGAGUCAAAACCGAUUGGAUGAUGCAUGAAUUCCGUCUCCCUUCUCCUUCUGACUCUCAUAACUCAUCAUAUCCUCACUACAAUAACAAGAAGCAACACCAUAACAACAACAAUAAAGAGAUUCCUUCAAGCGAUGCGUGGGCGAUUUGCAGAAUAUUCAAGAAGACGAACUCGGUAUCAUCACAAAGAUCAAUCCCACAAUCUUGGCUUUAUCCGGCGAAUCCUGUGGCCAACCAAUACAAUUUACAGUCUCAAACCGCACAUCUCUUAGCUUCAACAGAUGUCCUCAGCCACAUAGCAACAAGGCAAAACCUUAGCUCUCCUCCAGUCGAUGAACCCACAAGCUUCACCGAAUCAGUCACUGCUUAUUUCGCGUCUCAGAUGCUCGGAGUUCCGUACACAACUAGAAACAACGGAACAGGGGAUGCUCUGUUUCUGAGCAGCAACGAGAGUAACUACUUCAAUAACUUGGCCAGAGCAUUGACUAAUGAGCUUCCGAAUGUAAGAUCAAUGGUGGAGUCUGGUUUCGAGAUGACGUCGUAUUCCACUAACAAUUAA
This is a messenger RNA of Eutrema salsugineum, 991 nucleotides long. Its product is annotated as putative NAC domain-containing protein 94. NCBI's taxonomy places the organism in Eukaryota, Viridiplantae, Streptophyta, Magnoliopsida, Brassicales, Brassicaceae. Gene Ontology annotation, biological process: regulation of DNA-templated transcription. The record is from RefSeq and is a predicted model, not a curated record. Gene Ontology annotation, molecular function: DNA binding.